Molecule: messenger RNA, 1344 nt
Organism: Phalaenopsis equestris
Lineage: Eukaryota; Viridiplantae; Streptophyta; Magnoliopsida; Asparagales; Orchidaceae
Product: uracil phosphoribosyltransferase
Exons: 12
Coding region: 124-999 (291 amino acids)
Biological process (GO): uracil salvage
Molecular function (GO): uracil phosphoribosyltransferase activity
Source: RefSeq, a predicted model, not a curated record
UACCAAACUGGCCGCACCUAAUAGUCGAAGAAAAUUGGGAGCGAUGACUCGCACACAGACACAGUGAUUCAGUGGCCGUUGUCUUCAUCCCGAAUCCUUCGCCCUCUUUUGAAGUUCCUUUCAAUGGCCGCCGUCACUGCCUUUAAUACCCCGCCACAUCGCUCGAAGGAUGCGCUGAGGUCGUCUCUAUUUCUCUCCCACAAAUCUCUCCGAUGUUUCAGCCCCCCUCUUCUCCCAACACCUCUCCCCUUCUCUACACCGCCUUCCUCAUUAAAGAUUUCCAUUCCUAGGCCUUGGUUUGGUGUCUGCGCCGCAAAAUCCAGUACAGCCAUGGAGGACAAGGCCAUGUCGGAAGAUAGGAUGCUGGUCAUGGUGCCGCCACAUCCGUUAAUAAAGCAUUGGAUCUCCGUCCUCAGGAACGAGCUGACUCCUUGUGCAAUUUUCAAGAGUGCAAUGGCAGAACUCGGAAGAUUACUUAUUUAUGAGGCUUCAAGAGAUUGGCUUCCUACAAUCUCUGGAGAGAUUCAAUCACCGUUGGGUAUGGCUACCGUUGAAUUUAUUGAUCCAAGGGAGCCUGUGAUGAUUGUUCCCAUUUUGAGAGCUGGUCUUGCUCUUGCAGAGCAUGCUUCAUCAGUCCUUCCCGCAACAAAAACUUACCAUCUGGGCAUGCGCAGGGAUGAGAAAACACUCCAACCUACUAUAUAUUUGAACAAUUUGCCCGAAAAGUUUCCUGAAGAUUCUCGUGUUCUUGUUGUGGAUCCCAUGCUAGCGACUGGUGGCACAAUAGUGAAAGCUCUUGACUUGCUGACAGAGCGUGGGCUAAACAACAAGCAAAUAAAAAUCAUAUCUGCUGUUGCUUCCCCUCCUGCUCUUCAGAAGCUCAGCACUAAGUUUCCAGGGCUUCAUGUCUACACGGGAAUGAUAGACCCAGUUGUUAAUGAGCAUGGGUUUAUAGUUCCGGGUUUGGGAGAUGCUGGAGAUCGCUGUUUUGGUACUUAAAAUGCGGGGUCAGAUAGUUUGCACUGAUGAUGAUGGUUCAUUCAUAUGGCUCUGCAUUGGGUUUUGCGCAGCUUUUCUUCACCAAUUACGGCAUGUUUUUAGCUUUUCUUUUUCUUUUUUGGUUAAAAAACCAUCAAAUUAAAUUAUAUGAGAGAAAUUACAUCUCUUGGUGAUGCUUGAUAUUGUAGAGACAUGCACAGGUUUUAAAUGAUUAAUAACCAUCUAUACAGUGCUGUUUUAAAAGAUUUAGAAUUGGGCUUAUUGUAUAAAAAAUGAUGCUCAUCUAAAUAUGACACUCAACAGGACAUAAUGGGGAAAAAGGAUUGUUAUAAUCCACCCUAUUUA